Messenger RNA from Naegleria fowleri, 243 nucleotides. RefSeq lists its product as uncharacterized. Lineage: Eukaryota; Heterolobosea; Eutetramitea; Acrasida; Naegleriidae. The coding region runs from base 1 to 243 and encodes 80 amino acids. The transcript has a single exon. The record is from RefSeq and is a predicted model, not a curated record.
AUGAGAGACUUUCCAAAGAGUAACGAAAAGGAAGAUCUUGGUUCUGAAAAACCAACCAAUUUUCUUGGAGUUCAACCUGAAAAGACUCUUCCCGGAAUUACCAACACUUACAAUAACAUGAAUAGUGUGAGCAAUCCGAACACUCCAAUUAUGAAUACACCAACGCCUUCGAUUGUACAGAGUAAAAAGAAAGCUUUUAAGAGAAAAUACGAUCCAAAAGAUGAAGAUUGGGUAAUGAUGUAA